Molecule: messenger RNA, 5526 nt
Organism: Pogona vitticeps (central bearded dragon)
Lineage: Eukaryota; Metazoa; Chordata; Lepidosauria; Squamata; Agamidae
Gene: NRP2
Product: neuropilin 2
Biological process (GO): vascular endothelial growth factor signaling pathway; axon guidance; angiogenesis
Cellular component (GO): glutamatergic synapse; postsynaptic membrane; plasma membrane
Molecular function (GO): vascular endothelial growth factor receptor activity; semaphorin receptor activity
Source: RefSeq, a predicted model, not a curated record
CGCGCGUGUCCUUCGGUGUGCGCGUCUUCAUAAGCAGCUGCCGGCGCCUCCUUCGCCGCCUUGAAUGUAAGGAGUUCCCCUCCAGCUCGCGGAUCCUUUUGGGGAAGUCGGGAGCCUUCAGGCGCGUGGAGGGCGCGGAAGGAAGCCCCGCAGACAGAGGACUCGCCUCGUGGCCAAGGAAACUCGCCGGGAAAGCUGGUGUUGUCUCCGCCGAUCCAAGGAAGGGGACUGGACUUGACAGUUGGCAAAGGGCGCCCCUCAUCUCCCGACGUCGCCCGGGCAGGGAUCGCCCUCCGGCCGCCAAAGCGCUGCCUCCACCCCUCAAAAUGGAUACGUUUUUUCUACUCUGGGCAUUGCUGCUUCGGUACUUGGCCGGAUCCGGAGUCAGGGGGCAAGCGGCAGGUCAGUCAUGUGGAGGCCGUUUGAAUUCCAAAGAUGCCGGCUACAUCACUUCACCUGGCUACCCACAGGACUACCCCUCCCAUCAGAACUGUGAAUGGAUCAUUUACGCCCCAGAACCCAAUCAGAAGAUUAUCCUCAGCUUCAACCCUCACUUUGAAAUUGAGAAACACGAUUGCAAAUACGAUUUCAUCGAGAUCCGAGAUGGAGACAGUGAAUCAGCUGAUCUUCUGGGCAAGCACUGUGGAAACAUUGCUCCUCCUACCAUCACUUCCUCGGGCCCUUCUCUCUACAUUAAAUUCACCUCUGACUAUGCACGCCAAGGGGCUGGCUUCUCUUUGCGCUAUGAAAUCUAUAAGACAGGCUCUGAAGAUUGUUCCAGAAAUUUCACCAGUUCAAACGGUACUAUUGAAUCCCCUGGGUUUCCUGAUAAGUAUCCUCAUAAUUUGGACUGCGCCUUCACCAUCAUGGCCAAGCCAAAGAUGGAGAUCAUCCUUCAGUUUUUAACCUUUGAUCUCGAGCAUGACCCCUUGCAAGUUGGAGAGGGAGAUUGCAAGUAUGACUGGCUGGACAUCUGGGACGGUAUUCCUCAAGUUGGUCCUUUGAUUGGCAGGUACUGUGGCACGAAAACCCCUUCAGAGAUUCGCUCCACUACUGGCAUCUUGUCACUUACGUUCCACACGGAUUUGGCGGUGGCUAAAGAUGGCUUCUCUGCUCGUUAUUAUUUGGUCCAGCAGGAGGUGCCAGAGAACUUCCAGUGCAACAGUCCGCUGGGGAUGGAAUCUGGCCGGAUCUCUAAUGAACAGAUCACAGCCUCCACCAGUUAUUCCGAUGGCCGGUGGACACCACAGCAGAGUCGGCUUAAUAGCGAUGACAACGGAUGGACUCCUAAUGACGAUAACAACAGAGAAUACCUACAGGUGGAUCUUCGCUUUCUGACGGUGCUGACGGCCAUUGCUACGCAGGGUGCCAUUUCCAGAGAAACACAGAAUGGAUACUACGUUAAGUUAUACAAACUGGAAGUUAGCACCAACGGUGAGGACUGGAUGAUAUACCGCCAUGGCAAGAACCACAAAGUUUUCCGGGCCAACACAGAUGCUACAGAAGUAGUUUUGAAUAAGAUCCACACGCCAGUCCUGACUCGGUUUGUGCGGAUCCGCCCCCAAGAGUGGCACAAUGGGAUCGCCCUCCGACUAGAACUCUACGGCUGCCGGAUCACUGAUUCACCAUGUUCAAACAUGCUGGGGAUGCUUUCUGGACUUAUCCCAGACUCCCAGAUCUCUGCUUCCUCUACCAGAGAGUACCAUUGGGUCCCCAGUGCUGCGCGCCUGGUCAGCAGCCGCUCAGGAUGGUUCCCACGCAUCCCUCAAGCUCAGCCCCAGGACGAGUGGCUGCAGGUGGACCUGGGAGUCCCGAAAAAUGUGAAAGGCGUGAUUAUCCAAGGGGCCCGAGGUGGAGACAGCAUCAAUGUGGUAGAGGCCCGAGCUUUUGUGAAGAAGUUUAAAGUGACCUACAGCAUGAAUGGGAAAGACUGGGAAUAUAUACGGGAUCCCAAAAUGCAAGUUAAGACAUUUGAAGGAAACAUACACUAUGAUACCCCUGACGUUCGGCGGUUUGAUCCGGUUCCUGCACAGUACAUCCGGGUUCACCCAGAAAAAUGGUCUCCAGCAGGAAUUGGGAUGCGAUUGGAAGUGCUUGGGUGUGACUGGACUGAUGUGAACUCUACUGCAGAGACACUGAAGCCCACCUUGAAAAGUGAGGAGAUCACCACCCAGUUUCCGACCGAUGAAGAGGCGACAGAGUGUGCUGAUGGCUGUGUGGAAAAUGGAGAUUUCCAGAUCCCUGUAGGAUUCAACUGCAACUUUGAUCUUCCUGGAGACCUUUGUGGUUGGAAGCAUGAUACGUCUACAGGAUUUACAUGGACUUUUCAUCCUAGAAGCACUUGGACUAGCCAUUUGGGACCAGGCGUUGGGGCCUUCCCAGAUGGCAAGCAUUAUUUGAGGUUGCAGAGCAGUGCCAGAAGAGAAAGACAACACACCCGGCUGUUCAGCCCUAUGGUCUUCUUGCCCCGGAGCGCUGUGUGCCUCAUAUUCCAGUACCAGGUCUCUGGUGGAAGCGGAACGAUGCUGCAGGUGCGGCGGGAAGCUAUGCAUGAGAACAAGCCGCUGUGGAUCAUCAGAGAAGACCAAGGGGAGGAGUGGAGAGAAGGACGGAUCCUACUGCCUAGCUAUGAUAUGGAGUAUCAGAUUGUGUUCGAGGGAAUUAUAAGCAAAGGACAUUCAGGAGAGAUUGCCAUCGAUGAUGUCCGGAUAGGCACUGAUGCCUCCUUAGAGAACUGUAUGGAACCUAUUGCAGCUUUCCCUGGAGAACACACUUAUGAAAUUUCAGUGGAUUUUCCAGCAUUAGAGAGUGAUGUUUCAAUUCAUGGUGGAGGCUUUGGAGAAGAUAUUGAAGAUGACUACUUAGACCUUGAGAAGAACAACAGCGUGUUUUCAACCAACUCCCCGGUCACCCCGAAGAUGGACAAAGAAAAGAGCUGGCUCUACACCCUGGACCCCAUUCUGGUCACCAUCAUAGCCAUGAGCUCCCUCGGGGUCCUUCUCGGGGCGAUUUGCGCCGGCUUGCUGCUCUACUGUACCUGUUCCUACACCGGCCUGUCGUCUCGGAGCUCCACGACUCUGGAGAAUUACAACUUUGAGCUUUAUGACGGCAUCAAGCACAAGGUCAAAAUGAACCACCAAAAGUGUUGCUCUGAGGCAUGACAGAUUGCCCCAGAAUCACAUUUGACAUUUCAUUCCAGCAAGAGUGGCUGGUGAAGAUUACUUUUUAGAUGGGAACUGAAUGCCAUAAUCUUACACAGGCCAGUCCUGGAAUACUGAAGCGGGGAGGAGUCCCUGACAGCCCUCUUGUUUCUCAAAAAGGAGGAGAAGAUGAGAAUCAAGUCAGGCAUAAACUCUGAGCUGCAAGGACUGUGGCUAAUUCUUUUCUUUUUCUUUUUCUUUUUUUAACGAGAAGAGUUGGGUUGGAACAAGCAAAGGGGCUGCAGUGCUGUAAUUUUUUUUUAUGUCUUACAGGAGCAAUCCCAACCCACAGGAGUAAGUCUGCAUUUAGGAAGGCAGGAGCAGGGUGUUCCCACUUCCUUUCUCUGGCAGCCAAGGCCGGAGAGCGUCUCUCCUCCACCCCUCCAUUUUGCUGCCCCAUUCUAUCUUUAGAAAUGACAUGAAGUGACACACACACACACAGGUGCAUGCAGACACACAAGUCCCAUCCAGCUGACUGUCAUUCAGAAAAGCUCCUUCAUUUCUAAGGGAUCUCUUCUUAGGUAAUAGAAGCCCCACUGCCCUCCCCAAGCCGCAGCUUUGUCUCUGCUCCAAAAUGAAAGUGUGUUGUUGCUUUUACCUUUUUUUAAAAUCAGGGAAGGGAUUUUUUUUUUGAGGUGGGGGGGAGGAUUAGCCUGGCAGGUCAACAGGAGCAGCAGUGCUUUCUCUACAGAUUACAAAAGCAAAAGAGAAAGACAGCCUGAGGUGUGAAACUCAACAGAAGCACCUCCUCAAGAGAAGCUGAAGAGCCUUAAAGUGAUUUGUGAAUAAGAGCCAUUUAUUAAAUCCAGAUCUUGGAUUGAAACAGCAGAGGCCUUUAUCACAAGGGCUCUUUCUUUUACUUUCCUUUCUGUCCCUCUUUUUUUAAAAGUUCUUUUAUUAUUAAAAAAAAAAGGCAGCAAACAAAAGACACAAUUAUAAGGUGCCCAAGAACUCAGGAGAUGGCUUUUUAUAUGCUUCAAGAGGAAGACAGGCUGCUAUAUAUAUAUAUAUCUAUAUAUAUAUCUAUAUAUCUUUAUUUUGUGAAUGCUGUGGCCACUCUUAAUGGGGCAAAAGGUAGGUUUAAGAGGGUGGGCGUAAAUAUGGUUAUCCAGCCCACUACCUCCUCAGACAGGCAAGAUUAAAUUUCUUCAUUAGCUAGCAGUACUAAGGGAUAAACUCUGCAAAGGCUUGCAAGAUGGCCUGCCCUUUGAACAAGUGUUUUGACCUCAGUGGCAGUGAUCCUGUUUGUUUUCUGCCCAGCAGAGGGGUAACCUCAUUGGAGAUGUACGUCUCUGCGUGGGCCCCAACCCUUACAAAUUGUUGGGUUACGGUAACAUUGCAGGGUAUCAAGUCUAAACUGAUAUUCUGGCGAGGAUGUUGAAUAAAAAGUCUGGAACAAUCUAUUGUCACCUUCUUAUCCCUUCAGGAAGAAAAAUGCAACUUUCUUCUUUGCAAUUUGCAAAGCAAAUUGUUCAUUUUUGAAGGGUUUUGUAUGUGUGUGUGUGUGUGUAUUUUUUUUUAAUCAAGUGCCUUAGAAAAUAUUUUCCCCUUCACAUAGAGAUGUGUGAUGUAUCAGAAUACAUGAGAGGCAUUCCCCCUUUUCCCUGUUCCUCUUCCAUUCUUUUCCAUUAUCAUCUUUUUCUUCAUCAGCAGCAUAUUGUUAUUUUCAUUAUUAGCUCUCUACUGGGUAGAGUUUUGUCCUUUCCAGUGGUCAAAUAUAUUUCUGAUGCUGUCUUGUGUACUGCUGUGCCAUGCUUGAGGUAUGUUGCAGAUGAGUUUUUUUUUUAAAAAGUGUAUAAAUGCCAAGCUUCGGCUUCCAAUGCCUUUUGUUUCCACUCUGAGCAGCCGCCUUCGCCUUCGAGCCACUUUCUUGGGAGAAAUCAAAGCGACUGAGAUGUGGAAAAAGAUCUCCAGACUAAGCAGAUGAGAUCUUCGGCAGAAUUGCUGUAGUUCUGUGGUCACUUGAGUAGAGACAUCCGAGAGCUCAGCAGUACGCAUCGGCACUAGCAUGCACUUGCUGCAACACUGCUGUAACUUCGAGUUUGGUGUUGUGCAGGCAUGGCUUGUGGGUGUGUUCUCUGCUAGGUGCACAUUUGUAGUAGUCCAGUGAGUGCUGAGGCUGCUUCACACUUUGCACAUUGUAUGUGUAGACUUCAAAACUGUAACUUGUGAAUGUAAACAAUAGGUCUUUGAGAAUAUGGGUGUCAAUUAUGUUCUAGGAGGGAGGAUUUUGUGCAGUUCUCUGCCAAGGGUACACUAGACAGUAAGGAAUUUGUGGUCACGUGAUAGCCAAAAUCCUACUGGCGUUUCCGUAACUCACCACAGC